Messenger RNA from Oryctolagus cuniculus (rabbit), 3914 nucleotides. RefSeq names its product interleukin 22 receptor subunit alpha 2 (gene IL22RA2). Gene Ontology annotation, molecular function: cytokine receptor activity; protein binding. The record is from RefSeq and is a predicted model, not a curated record. Gene Ontology annotation, biological process: cytokine-mediated signaling pathway. Lineage: Eukaryota; Metazoa; Chordata; Mammalia; Lagomorpha; Leporidae. Gene Ontology annotation, cellular component: plasma membrane.
UGGAAAAGGAAGACUCAAGAGGCCUCACCUGCUUUGAGCCACUGCCAGGUGUCCUAAAUCUGGGGCUGCAAGCACGUCACUCAAAUUACCCUGUCUUAGUCACUGGCAGCCUCUCUGCCUGCUGGGCCAAAUACCCUCAGGGCCUCCUGAGUUGUUUCAUUCACUCACCUGCAUACAACUUGCACAAUCUGCCCAGCCUUGGUCUUCUGCUUCUCCACAGCUAACACAGCCCUAGAAAAAGCAAGCUUCUUUAUAAAAGUGACUUACAGCAAACACUUUUGGAAGUGAUUCUUACACUUUUAUAGUACUCCUAAAAUAAUAUGAUAGACCUUCAAAAUUCACGUAUAUUAUUUUUUUUAAAAAUACAUGGAUUCUUCUCUUGUUUUGUUUUGUUUUUGUUUUUGUUUUUGUUUUCAGAAAGGCAGAGUGACAGAGAGCAAGAGUGAGAAAGAGAUCUUCUGUCCUCUGGUUCACUCCCCAAAUGGCUGCAAUGGCCAGGUCUGGGCCAGACCAAAGCCAGGAGCCUAAAAUGCCAUCUGAGUCUCCCAUGUGGAUGGCAGGGGCCCAAGCAUUUGGACCAUCUCUGCUGUUUUCCCAGGUGCAUUAGUAGGAGCUGGAUCAGAAACAGAGCAACUGGGACUUGAACUGGCAUUCCAGGAAUGGGAUGUUGGCACCACAGUGACAUAGGGAGUGGCUUACCUGCUGUGCCACAACAGUGGUCUCUUAGAUUUUUUUUUAUUUCAAAAAAAAAAAAAAAAAAGCUUUGCACCUGAAUGAACAUCUUUAAUUCCAUUUUCCAUGAACAUUUUGAAGUUCCUUCUUAGUAUGAAGUAACAAAUUUGCUUCAAGGAACCACUUAACCAAAGGUGAAGAACCCAGGAGAGGGCUGUGGAUUUUUCAGUUUCCUCUUCUGAGCCAUCUUCCCAUUGAAAGAAACCCUGGCUGCCAGAGCAGUCAGUCACACUUGGGACCAUGAUGCCUAAGCACUGCUUCCUGGGCCUCCUCAUCCAUUUCUUCCUGACUGGUAUAGGAGGAUCUCAGCCAGUCCAUGGAUCUCUGAAGCCUCAGAAGGUACAAUUUAAGUCCAAAAAUUUCCACAAUGUUUUGCACUGGCAGCCUGGGAGGAUGUGUGUUGGCAACAGCAAUGUCUAUUUCGUGCAACACAAAAUGUAUGGACAGAGUGAAUGGAAAGACAAACAGGACUGCUGGGGCAUCCGAGAACUCUUCUGUGACCUGACCAAUGAGACUUCGCAUCUACAGGAGCCUUAUUACGGGAGAGUGCAGGCAGCCUGCCCUGGGAGCCACUCAGACUGGGGCAUGUCACAGCGCUUCACGCCCUUGUGGGAAACAAAAAUUGAUCCUCCAGUGGUGAAUAUAACCCAAGCUAAUGGAUCUGCACUGGUUAUUCUCCAAGCUCCGGAUUUCCCAUAUAGAGCCCAAACAGGAAGAAAUGUAUCAGUGGAAAAUUACUAUGAAUUAGUAUAUCGUGUUUUUAUAAUUAACAGUUCACUGAAAAAGGAACGAAAGAUUUAUGAAGGGGCUCAAAGAGUCGUUGAAAUCUCAGAUGUCCCGCUGCACUCUGGUUACUGUGUAGUGGCUGAAAUCUAUCAGCCCAUGUUAAACAGAAAAAGUCAGAGAAGUGGAGAGAGAUGUGUGGGCGUUUUGUGAAGUGUGGAGCGCUCUGCCACGUGCGAAUCACCAGCUCUCUGAAAACCGCACUGCUUGUGUUCAAAGGAUCUUAGGCUAUUCUUACCUUUUCUUAAAGCAGUAUUCACUAUUUUGCUUGAGGGCCUUCUGUGUUUAUCCAUUUUUUUUUUAAUAUUUCAUUUGAACAAUGCGCCGACAGGGUUCUAUGACAUACAGAUUUUCAUUUGUGAAUGUAACAUCCCUAAAAGCAAUCUCCAUUCUUCUAAGAUAACCAACUAAAAAUUUCAGAACCAAGGAAUAGUUGGCAUUAAUAAAAUGUUAAAAAAUAUUUUUAAAAAGUACCAUGAGAGACUACCGUAGUCUUAAGCCAAAUAUUUUCCAUGCAUUUCUAUUUACAAAUACAUUUUUAUAUCUAUAGUGAAAUAUUUCCACUUAAUGCACCAAAAUUUUGAUUUAAAUUCUGUUGUAUGCAAAUAAGUACACUAUGUGAAAAAAAUUUUCUUAUGAUCUCUGGAUUAAUAUCUAGAUUAAGAUUAUCAACAACCACAUGUAACUAUCAAAGGAAACCUAUCCAAAAUAAUUUCCCUUCAUUUCAUUGUUUUUGGUUUUGUCUUGCUUUUAAUGUUGUCUUAGAAGAAUUCCUUUAUAUUCUCAAAAUUGAGUAUAAUGUUUUUCAGCAACAAAAAAGCCAUCACUCCAAGUCCGUGGCACAAAUAUUAUUCAAACAUCUUGGCAAAGGAUCUCUCGCAGGUAGCACCCUCAUAAUCUCCUUAUAGGAAAGGGACCACAGAGUAUGGGUACUUUGGGAGGUUUCUUGGCUCCUCAAAGCUCUCUGGAUGACUUCUGUCUCUUAUCAAUAAAGACUGGUGUCCCAAGGCUCAGUGUCAUCAACAGAGAGCUGCCUUCUUCACUCAGGCUUAGUCCAUAGAUGUUUACUGUUGUCUUUCUCAGGAGGACAUAACUAUGGGAUAACAUUUGUGGUGUGCAAUUUAUCAUGAAAAUCACUCCAAAAUAUGAGAACAAUAUAGUUUUAUGUCUGGUUAUAUCUACUUGUAUUAAUAAAUGGAUUAAAAAUUAUCCAGAAAUGUAUGAGGAAACAGAAUAAGGGACAGAACAAGAAGUAGAGAAUUGCUUUCCUGUAUGGUCAGAAAACCUUGAUUUGGAUGUAAACCUAGAGAGUGAAAAAAAAUUAGCACUUAUCUUGGUUUUGAAUUACUGUCAUUUUUAAUUUUUAUUUUUGCUCAUUCCUUUUUUGUCUUUAGUCCUUUUAGGGGUAAGAGGGUGAAUUAAGAGCACUGAUCAGGGGAGGGGAGGGAUUAGAUGUGGCCAACAUUUAAGUAUAUGAAAUUCAGUAUGAAGUCUGAUUUUUUUAGUGUAGUUGUUUCAUAAUCAUUAUUAGUAUCAUGUUUUAUUUUGUGUGAUUUUGGGGGUUUUUCUCUUAUGCUUGGGCAAAUGUAGGCAUGCUCACCUAAUGAAAUACUUUGAGAAAAAUUAUAAUUGCCACAUUCUUGAUUGUGUUAUAAAAUAUUGUCAUACAUUUCAAUAAACCCUUUAAGGUUUUUGCUUUGCAUUCUGAAAUUCUUGUUAUUUGGACUUUCAAAAGAAGAUGACAGUGUUUAAGUCUGUCAGGUGAAAUCAGGAUCAGCCUGGCCCUUUGCAAACUCCAGUCAGGAAGAGACAGACAGCAUUGAGCAGGACAUCAGACUCCUUGAGUGUGUCCUAGAGCUGAAUGCAGUUCCACCCUCAAAACUGCCUAGGCCUGAAGCAUUGGGGCUGUAAUUGGCUCCUCCCCUCCUCUCACAUCCUAUAGCCAAUCCAUCAAUCAAUUCUAUAGGUUCUACCUCCAGAACACAGCCCCUCUCACAACUGCCUUAUCCUAGGAUGCUAUCAUUUCUUAUCUGGGGGUGCCUCCAGUCACCUCUCUGGGCUCCAUCUUGGCUACCUCCCUCUGGUCUACAUUCAACAUGGUAGCCAGGGUGGGCCUUGAAGCAUGAAUGAGAUCUUGUCACUCUUCUACUCUAAGACCACCAAGGGCUUCCCACUCCAUAAGUGUAAAAACCCAAAAUCCUCAUAAUGAACUCCGAGACUCUGUGUGACCUGAUUGUUCUUAUCAUUUCCCAGAUCUCAUUUCCUAAUUCCCACCUGGCUCACUCUGUUCCAGUGUACGGACUCCAUGACUUGCCCUCAGAUCCAAAUGCCCUGCCCUCUAGUCCUUUGUACCAGCCAUUUCCUAUGAGGCAGAAUCCAUAUCCAUGGGUUCACUCUCU